Molecule: messenger RNA, 2005 nt
Organism: Piliocolobus tephrosceles (Ugandan red Colobus)
Lineage: Eukaryota; Metazoa; Chordata; Mammalia; Primates; Cercopithecidae
Gene: TMEM163
Product: transmembrane protein 163
Exons: 8
Coding region: 180-1049 (289 amino acids)
Cellular component (GO): synaptic vesicle membrane
Molecular function (GO): zinc ion binding
Source: RefSeq, a predicted model, not a curated record
CGCCCCCGCCCCCGCCCGUGCACCUCCACUCCUCGGCGCCCGCCCGCCCGCCCUCCGUCGCUGUCCACGCGGCUGGUCCGUCCGCUCCUGCGCCCGCCGGAGCCGCGGCGCCUGGCACUUCUGACUCGAGUCCCCGCCGCGCUUGUCGUCGCCCCCGCCGGGAUCCGCAGCCCCGCGCCAUGGAGCCGGCCGCGGGCAUCCAGCGCCGCAGCUCCCAGGGGCCCGCCGUCCCGCCGCCGCCCCGGGGCCACGCGCCCCCGGCCGCCGCCCCCGGCCCGGUCCCGCUGAGCUCCCCGGCCCGCGAGCAGCCUCAGCUGGAAGAGGAGCGGCAGGUGCGGAUCAGCGAGAGCGGCCAGUUCAGCGACGGGCUGGAGGACCGAGGCUUACUAGAAAGCAGCACCCGCCUGAAACCUCACGAAGCCCAGAACUACAGGAAGAAGGCAUUGUGGGUGUCCUGGUUCUCCAUCAUUGUCACCCUGGCCCUCGCGGUGGCUGCCUUUACUGUCUCCGUUAUGAGGUACAGCGCCUCUGCUUUUGGGUUUGCAUUUGAUGCCAUCCUGGACGUCCUGUCGUCGGCAAUUGUCCUGUGGCGUUAUAGCAACGCGGCCGCUGUGCACUCUGCCCAUAGGGAGUACAUAGCCUGUGUCAUCUUGGGGGUGAUAUUCCUUCUGUCAUCCAUAUGUAUAGUGGUCAAAGCCAUCCAUGACCUCUCAACGAGGCUGCUCCCGGAAGUGGACGAUUUCCUGUUCAGUGUCUCCAUUUUAAGUGGGAUUCUUUGCAGCAUCCUGGCCGUGUUGAAGUUCAUGCUGGGGAAGGUUCUGACCAGUAGAGCACUCAUCACAGAUGGGUUUAACUCCCUUGUGGGCGGCGUGAUGGGCUUCUCCAUUCUUCUGAGUGCCGAAGUGUUCAAGCAUGACUCGGCGGUCUGGUACCUGGACGGCAGCAUAGGCGUUCUGAUCGGCCUCACCAUAUUUGCCUAUGGGGUCAAACUCCUCAUCGACAUGGUGCCGAGGGUGAGGCAGACACGUCACUACGAGAUGUUUGAGUGAAGGGGGCCAGCGUCCGCAUGAGACCACCGAGAUGAGAAGUUUCCACAUAGGCAAAGGGUGCCAAUAUUUAACUGAACAUCUGGUUUCUUUUUGGAAGUUUUCUUUCACAUGGUUUGUCAUUACAAGACAAGGUCUGCCCAGCCAGGUGGGUCUACCUUGCCCCCAUCACCUGCCGCCCCCAUCAAACAUGUUAGGACAAUGCCCAUGGGGGGGACCUGCUUCCCCGUCUCCAGCUGGGACUGGCGUUUUCAAUUCUCUGGAGUAUGAUGGUUCUCACGGGUAGGAUGACAUCUUUGGCAGAGAGGUCUCCGGUGGUGCUCUGAGCCUGCGCUGCAUAGGACUGAGCAGACCCACCUCCUCCAGCUUGGGUGGCCCUGCCACUCCUGGUUCCAAGUAUCUCCUCUCCUGGCAGGUCUUAAGGGAAGAUUGUACCCCUCACCCUUUACAUACCCAGAAUCAUCAGUAUGUCACUUCCUAAUUUCUAUCAAUCAGUCAGUGUAUCUCAUUAGUUUCAUACUGUUUUACUAAUCUUAAAUCUAAACAGAUUUGCUCAAAAGGAGACCAUUCUAUUUUUUAAAGUACUUAGUGAUAUACGUAUAAGCUUUGCAUGGACGAAUUAAAUAAGCACAUGACCCUUUCUUGUACAUUCAGAACCUGAACAUCCACGUGAAAACUGGAUCCAUUUUUGAGAGAUGUGAAACAGUUUAUUUGUAAUAAAUAAUUAGAGUCUAUCCGUAUAUGCAUAUCUCUAUAUGCUGUGUUAAGUGGUAAUGGCACAUUACAGUCUGUGGAGAUGGUUCGCUCCCUCUGUAAGGAACAAGACGUUCUCAGCGGAUGUCGCGGUAGGUUUAGAUUCUGUAGUGUUCCCCAACCUGCACCGUCUGUACCUCUCACACCACUGCUUGCCCAGGCAGUAGUGGCCGACCAAUAAACACCUUUACCUGUUUUGUAUGGCA